UGGGGACGUUCUCGGUGCCGCGAGUAUAAAAGGGCGGCGCCAUCUCCGCCUGCGGCCUCGCGUGCCUGGGGAGGCGUCGUCUGUCGCGCUGCGUUUGCGAUAAUCCCGCACGCAGCUCGUGGUGUGUUGACGCGAGCCCUCUUUAACAGUUUUUCAUUGCGAUGGAGAACCCAGGAGGCAUCGAUUCGGAAAAGAUUGCUCGUAGGCUGGAGAGAGAGAUGCUGGAGGUGUCAGACGAGUCCUCUGGGCCAGGCGAGGAGCAACCGGAGAUUUCUCCGGAGCAACAUCCUUCGUACGGCGCUCCUCGCUACAGCGCUAUUUUCUCCUGCCUUGUGACCAUCUCUCUCAUCGCCCUCAUGAUCAGGGCGUUGCUCGUUUCUGCCAGUGCAGAUGCUGAUCCGGGAGACACAGACAACAAGGGUUCUUCAGUAAUUCUAAGCAUCUUGGGUCUAUGUUGUCCUUUCCUCCUGCCACUGGUGACUGGAUUGUCCUGCUGCUGUUUCUCCUGGUCUCUGGCUUACUUUGACUCCUUUCAGCCAGGAAUGUUCCCUCCAACACCACUAUCUCCAGCUCGGUUGCGCAAGAUGACGGGUCAUUCAUUUCACAUGGCCUACAGCAUGGCCAUUCUCAAUGGAGUCGCCAUGUUCCUGAUGACUAUAUGGUGGCUUAUUUAGGAGCUCGAGUCGACUCCCAAUGCCUUGGCGCUUGAUGCCCUGGGAAGUGAGCGCAGAAUGUGUCGUUGUUUGUCUUCCUCUGUAUCCCACUGCCAGGAUUUUUUACAGCUUUCGGAAAGUAUCCCCUUUUCGCUCUCUGAUGCAUUUUCGGGUUGUGAUGUCUGACGCUUCGCUCCACUUAUUUCAGGAACUGAACUCCCAGCAAAUAGAGCGAAAUGUUGAACGUUACGCGGAAACCACACGUGGAUCAACACAAACAGCACAUCGGGAGAGCUGUACGGCAUGGCCGAGAAAACCCUAUGCAGUGGACCUGUUUGCUGCAUUUGUAUGGGAAUAACGUAUUACCUUCAAAAGUCAAGGCACAGCUAAAGUUAAUUAUAUGGUGACAUUAAUGCAUAAGAAGAAUAUGCAUGAAUGAUUUAAUGCCCGUAAGAUCCCUGAAGCACAAAUGCCAUGGUUUCAUUGGCUUCUACAGAUUAACUGUACUUUUUGCAGAGACUAAAAUACUCUAGUCUGUUUCAACAUUUCUGUUAAAUCAAGUUGAGAAUAUUCAAAUUUUUAAAGGAAUGCUAUUAUCUUAUAUUGUCUUGGUUGCAGUCCGGUGGUGAAUAAUAAUUUCUCCAAAAAUGUUUGUAUGAAAAAGAUAUUUACAUCUCAUCAGAUUCCUCCAGUAUAAAUACAUAUGUUGAUUGAGUUUUUAUGCAUAUUCCAUGUUUUAUGUUCAGUUAUUGCAUGCACUUUUUAAAAAUGUUAAAUACGUGAUUAUCCUGAGGUGAGAAAUGUGUGCUGUUUAAAAGCACAAAUUCCAUAUGUGCACUCUACAGGAGUCAUUUGUGCUGAUUAUUGACCCACAUUAAUUGUUUCAGUUUCAUGUAUUAGGUAUAGCCCUGUGAGCCCAUGCGGCUCUUGACUCGGGUGCAACCGCAACAAACAAAAACAUGAACAAGAAACAUCUUAAAGUGACUACACGCAACAGUAAAAUCCAGGAAAAAACAGCAAAGUCUUCCAGAAAAAAACACCGUAUUUCAAGGUUGUGUGCAAAAAUCCCAGUGGGAUGCAAGUCAAACAAUAACAACCAUAAGACAAUUUAGAUUAAAGUUAUCAGGCUAACUCUGUACUACAACAAACAAACAUGGCUAAACCAAAACGUUUUCAAAAUCCUCCAAAUAAAGCUAUAUAAACAAUGUAACAGUAAUCAUAGGAACUGUGAUUCAAAUUUAACAAUAAACGAUAUACACAACAUGUACGACCAAACUUUGCAGCCAUAGCUGGCAAAUGGCCUCACCACCUACACAUUACACAAGGAGUAACUAAUCCCAUAUCUGCAUUUUCCAUCAAUAUGCUUAAUUUCGCUGUUCAUAUGUAAACUCCUUUGUCAAGGCGCUCUCCUCCCCCGACCCAGCUUAAAUAUACGCUGCCAAGCUUGGCGGUGUUCAUUGGGACGCUGUCUUUCUGACAGCUCUGUUUCUUCACCUGAGGACGGCUGCUUGUGUUAUGGCCGAAAAAUCGUGAGAAUUUUUAUUUUAUUGUUAUUUUAUUAUUUCCCUUCUACGUGACUUUACUGAAAGAACCAAGAAGAUGGCCUCAUUGUGUUAUUGGUGAAUACCCAUGCAAUCCCAUAAUUGUAUUGCGCUCAUAUUACAUUUAAUUCUACGCAGUGGGACUUGUAUUUUUUAUACAGUAUUUUACAUUUCCGGGUGUUGUUGUGGCACGCUGUGUAUUAUUUGCACGUGGCCAGCGCUGCAUUUCUCUUCUCUUCUGGCAAUGCAACUAUAAAUACAUUUUGAUUCACUGGUUAACUACCACUUCUAGAUAAUUCUGCUGCUUUUGGCACCACAGAUCACUCACACUUCCACUCUUACCUAUCGAGCCACUCUGUCUUGGUUUCCCGACAACGGUUUUUCAUUUGCAAAACCUUUUCGUUGUCAUUGAUCCGAGCUCUCGUUUGCUUGUCACCGACAUCAACUCUGCAGGUCGUCAUACCUCCUCCACCUGCGCAAUACCUCCAAUUUACUCUAAACUCAGCCACUUGCCGAGACUUUCAUUCAUGCCUCUACGAUUAUCGCAAUUCUCAUGGUCAGCCUCUUCAAUCCCCUCAUCCUACAUUAUAUAGAUUUGUAAAUUAAGCAAGGCUGGUUUUUAAAGUGUAUGAAGCACAAUGCAAGGUCAAUUUGAAAAACAGCAAUGUUAUAACUCUGGAAAUUUUAUAUGAACCCGUAAUUCUUCUAUACUGGUAUACAUACUGGUAUAGUUUAUCAUGCAUUCGGAAGAAAUACUGCCUGUGUUCCUCUACUACUUUUUAAGAUAUAUUUUUGUAUGUUCCCCCAAUUUUAUAUAAGGACUUUAUGUAAAUAAAAUGUGUGGGUGAAACUAAAUAAGUAUUUUUCAUUGUGUCCCCCAUGUAUUUUAUAUUCAUACACAAUACAUGACAUACACUUACAUUAGACAGUUGAAAGGUGUUAAAGAGGUUUUUCAAGACAUUUAAGCAUACUUUUUCUCAGGUCUCCUUUGAGAAACUUGCUAUAAUGGUCAGUAAUAUAAUGUACGUUGGAAUUCCAAAUCAUUCUUAACAUUGUUAACGUCAAAUAAAAGUUUUUUAAAUACCGAU
Messenger RNA from Lethenteron reissneri (Far Eastern brook lamprey), 3282 nucleotides. RefSeq names its product ADP ribosylation factor like GTPase 6 interacting protein 6 (gene ARL6IP6). The record is from RefSeq and is a predicted model, not a curated record. Lineage: Eukaryota; Metazoa; Chordata; Hyperoartia; Petromyzontiformes; Petromyzontidae.